Molecule: messenger RNA, 1005 nt
Organism: Rotaria sordida
Lineage: Eukaryota; Metazoa; Rotifera; Eurotatoria; Philodinida; Philodinidae
Source: the annotation of a GenBank genome assembly
AUGUUAUCUUCAUCGGAUAUGAAUUAUACCAAUUAUUUAGACAAUCUCUCAUCUCAUUUGAAUCAUUAUCUAUCGAUUAUAAUACUUCUUUUUGGUACUGUUGGUAAUCUUCUAAAUUGUCUUGCUUUAUCACAACGAACUCUACGUACUAAUCCAUGUGCUUUUCUCUUUUUGGCUUCAUCUAUUGCCAAUAUCAUCACUUUAAUUUCUGGUGUAACUGUUCGUUUAUUAGCUAGUUGGUCAGCUGAUCUAACAGAUACAAAUAGAUGGCUUUGUAAAUUUCGUAUAUUUAUUUUAUUUUCAUCUAGAACAAUAGCAUCAUGGUUAAUCGUGUUAGCUACUUGUGAUCGAUGGCUUUCAUCAUCUAUCAAUAUUCAUCGUCGACAAAUGAGUUCAUUAAAAAAUGCUCAACGAAGUAUUAUUGUUAUUAUAUGUCUAUCAUGUCUUAUAUAUAUUCAAAUAUUUUAUUGUUAUGAAGCUAAUUUAACUGAUGCUCCACUUAAAUGUUAUGGAAAAACAACAUGGUGUCGUUUAUUAAUUGAUUUAGAAUUCAUUUUUAUUAAUAUUUUAAUAUCUUCAUUAUUGAUGUUUUUCUUUAGUUUUAUGACAAUUUUGAAUGUACGUCAUAAUGUUCUACGUCGAAUUCAAUUUGUACCUACAAAUAUAAUGAUUCCAACAGCAACUAUGAAAAAACAUUCACAAAGAUUGAAAAAAACUGAACAUUAUUUACUUUGGAUGCUUUUCAUUCAAGUUAUUUUAUUCAUAUUAUUAUCUUUACCACAAGCUAUUCAAAGUCUUUAUACAAAUAUUACUCGAUUUCAAGUGAAAUCUAAAUUACAGAAUACAACUAAUAAUUUUCUUUUUAAUUUAUUUCUUCUUUUGACUUAUGUAAAUAAUGGAAUACCAUUUUAUAUUUAUACAUUAAGUGGCGGACCUAUUUUUCGAAAAGCCUUAGUUCAUUCAAUAAGAGAUUUUAUUCGAAUGAUUACCCGUCAACGAAGAUGA